Molecule: messenger RNA, 3598 nt
Organism: Chanos chanos (milkfish)
Lineage: Eukaryota; Metazoa; Chordata; Actinopteri; Gonorynchiformes; Chanidae
Gene: lats1
Product: large tumor suppressor kinase 1
Exons: 8
Coding region: 224-3598 (1124 amino acids)
Biological process (GO): hippo signaling; positive regulation of apoptotic process; G1/S transition of mitotic cell cycle
Molecular function (GO): protein binding; protein serine/threonine kinase activity; ATP binding
Source: RefSeq, a predicted model, not a curated record
CGGAAAGAAAGUAUUCCUUGGAUGAUAACAUUUGUUUAUUACUCGAGAAGAAUCCCUGCAAGAUCAUGAUUAUAGCGCUGGCACGGGUGUGUUGAAGUCUGGUGGUAUGCAGGUGUGAAGUAAAACACUCUGCACACACACACCACUGGUGACAUCGUAGCAGCCACUUAGAGCUGCACGAAGCGUUUUCUCCUCCUUUCGCUGUGCACAUACAUGUUUUUCUAUGAAGAGAGGAGAGAAACCCGAAGGUUACCGACAGAUGAGACCCAAGACGUUUCCUGCGAGCAACUGCAGUGGCAACAGCAACCAGAUGUUGCAGGAGAUUCGGGAAAGCCUUCGGAAUCUUCCCCGUCCCUCAGAUAGCCUCAAAGUGGACAUGGGGGUAGGCAAGGUACCCCCUGAAGACCCGAGGCAACAGGGACGUUGUACCAACCCCAAAAACCCCUACCACAAAGCCUUGCAGGAGAUCCGAAAGUCUUUGUUGCCGUUUGCCACUGAACCAACAUCUGCCAGUCGAGGCUCUGAUGUUAACAAGCAGAUGCUUCAGGAGCUACAGAGCGCUGGAUUCGAGGAGGAAAUGGUGAUCCGUGCUCUGAAACACACCAACAGUCGCAGUGUGGAGGCUGCCAUUGACUACAUCAGUAAAAUGAGCUACCCAGACCCACUGAGAGAACAGAUGGUCUCUGUGGCUGCCCGCCCAGUCAACACAGCCAUGAAAGCACCUCCUGGCCCCACCCACAUCCAACAGCCAGUCUUAAGGAGGCAGAGCUGGAAAGGUUCAAAGGAGUCUCUGGGCCAGCAGAGACAUGGUCCUAUUGUGGUUGAUGGUAUGAUGUACCGAUCCAACAGCCCGGGGCCUCAAAGUGACCUUUCAGGCCGCCCACCCCCCACCUUCCCCCAGGGUCACCCAGGUAACAGUCAGCGGGUCAACCCCCCACUUCCACCCCAGGUACGCAGCGUUACCCCUCCUCCAAACAGGGGCACCACUCCACCCCCAUCUUCCUGGGAUUCUAACCCAUCCACAAAGCGCUACUCUGGAAACAUGGAUUACCAUGUACCCCGUAUUUCUCCAGUACCUCAGGGUGCAUGGGCUGAUGGGUACCCUGCGCCAACUUCUCAGAACCAGCGAGGGAUAAGCCCGGUCUCUGUGGGCCGCCAGCCCAUCAUCAUGGCAAGUUCUGGGAGCACCAAGUUCAACUUUCCCCCUGCAUGGCCCCAGAAUGGUUCAACCUCAUCUGACUACAUGGGGAUGCAGAACGUGGGUAUGAGUGGUGGAAGCAGGCAACCACCUCCUCCAUACCCUAUAAACCAGAGCAGUAGGCAGAGUCCUACAGCUCAGCAAAUGCAAGCAGGUGGCCCGGCAUCUUCCGCCAACUAUGUAAAUGGUGGAGGUAUGCCUCAGUCUAUGCUGGUGCCCAACCGAAACAGCCAUAACCUGGAAAUGUACAACCUGGGUGUUCCUCAGCCCUGGUCCCAGUCCCCUCAACCCCAGUCUUCCCCAGGAGGCACCAACCAGAGCAUUCCUGUUCGAUCCAACUCCUUCAACAAUUCCCAGUUAAGCACCCGACAGGGCCCCGCGCCCAGUUCCCAACCCUCAGCCACAACCGUCACAGCAAUCACCCAAGCGCCAGUCUUGCAGCCUGUGAAGAGCACGCCUGUGCAGAAACCCGAGUUGCACACUGCCGUCGCUCCUACGCAUCCUCCCUGGAUGCAACAGCCACCCCCUCACCCUAGUGCCUACCAGGACUCCCCAGGGCCAGGACAUCAGAUAGCACAGGCAGUUCCUGAGGUGCCUAGCUAUCAGGGUCCACCACCACCCUACCCUAAACACCUCCUCCAACAGGCUACUCCUCCCUGUCCUACCUAUGAUGGUGGGUCCAAGCCCAGCGGGGGCAAAGAGGAGGUUGCUGAGGAUGACACAGCUAGUAACAGCUCCAGCGACAAGGCAGAAGCCAUGGAUGUUGCCACGGCGCCGCCACCACCGACGAAAGACCGUGACAAUAAGCAGAUCACCACAUCGCCUGUGCCGGUCCGGCGGAAUAAGAAGGAUGAAGAACGUCGCGGGGAAUCCAGAAUGCCUAUCUACUCGCCGCAGGCUUUCAAGUUCUUCAUGGAACAGCAUGUUGAGAACGUUCUGAAGAACCACCAGCAGAGGAUCCGACGCAGGAAGCAGCUGGAGAGCGAGAUGCAGCGGGUGGGUCUCUCGGGAGACGCCCAGGAACAGAUGCGAAUGAUGCUGUGCCAGAAGGAAUCCAACUACAUCCGUCUGAAACGGGCCAAGAUGGAGAAAUCCAUGUUCAAGAAAAUCAAAACCCUUGGCAUAGGAGCAUUCGGAGAGGUUUGCCUGGCUCGGAAGGUCGAUACAGGGGCUCUGUAUGCCAUGAAGACCCUUCGCAAGAAAGACGUUCUCCUGAGGAACCAGGUAGCUCACGUCAAAGCAGAAAGGGAUAUCCUGGCCGAGGCGGAUAACGAAUGGGUGGUGAAGCUGUACUAUUCGUUCCAAGAUAAGGACAACCUGUACUUUGUCAUGGACUAUAUUCCCGGUGGGGAUAUGAUGAGUCUUCUGAUCCGGUUGGGAAUUUUCCAAGAGGAGCUGGCGCAGUUUUACAUUGCUGAGCUGACCUGCGCUGUCGAGAGUGUCCAUAAGAUGGGCUUUAUUCAUCGCGACAUUAAACCGGACAACAUCCUCAUCGACCGUGAUGGACACAUUAAACUCACUGACUUUGGCCUCUGCACGGGGUUCCGCUGGACACAUGACUCUAAAUACUACCAGAGCGGGGACCAUGUUCGACAGGACAGCAUGGACUUCAGUAAGGAAUGGGAGGAUCCGGCCAACUGUCGAUGUGGGGACCGCCUUAAGCCUCUGGAACGCAGGGCUGCUAGGCAACAUCAGCGGUGUCUUGCCCACUCCCUUGUGGGCACACCCAACUACAUUGCCCCUGAGGUCCUGCUCAGGACAGGUUACACUCAACUCUGUGAUUGGUGGAGUGUAGGAGUCAUUCUCUAUGAGAUGUUGGUUGGACAGCCACCUUUCCUGGCUACGACGCCCCUAGAAACCCAAAUCAAGGUGAUAAACUGGCAGACCACACUACACAUCCCCCCGCAGGCGAACCUGAGUCCUGAAGCUUCAGACCUCAUUGUAAAGCUGUGCCGAGGGCCAGAGGACCGUCUCGGGAAGAACGGAGCGGACGAGAUUAAGGCCCAGCCCUUCUUCAAGACCAUUGACUUCUCCUGCGACCUGAGGCAGCAGCAGCGUCCUGCUCCUUACAUCCCCAAAAUUGCGCACAGCACCGACACCUCCAAUUUCGACCCCGUCGACCCUGAUAAGCUGUGGAGCGACGACGGCACCGAUGGGAACUGCAACGACACGCUCAACGGAUGGUUCCGGAACGGAAAGCACCCGGAGCAUGCCUUCUAUGAAUUCACCUUCCGGCGUUUUUUUGACGACAAUGGUCACCCCUACAGCUGCCCCAAACCCAUCGAGUACGAAGGCUAUGACGGGGAGGAGGAGGAGGAGGCAACUUCACCACAGCAGGAGAGGAGUGAGCAGGAGGAACCUCCUAAAGGAGCGCAGGGGAGAGAUUUGGUCUAUGUGUAG